Molecule: messenger RNA, 1341 nt
Organism: Rotaria sordida
Lineage: Eukaryota; Metazoa; Rotifera; Eurotatoria; Philodinida; Philodinidae
Source: the annotation of a GenBank genome assembly
AUGGCUCGUUUAUCAAACUUAUUAUCGAUUUUAUUGCUUGCUGUUUCGUUGUUUUAUGCUUCGGCCAAGGUGGUAAUAUAUACUGUCACUUUUGUUCCAUGUGUUCAGAAUUUAACUUGUCCCCAAGGUAAUCCAACUUUCUUCAAUCGAACUUUCGCUUUGAAUGAUAGUCUUAGUCCAAAUUUGACUUUAAAUGUUGGUGAUCGAUUAAUAUUCAAUUUGGUCACAAAUGUUUCAAUUCAUCCAUUAACAAUCUGCCAAAACAGUUCCAUACCUAAAUUCUGUCAAGGAGCUAAUAGUAGUAAUGAACUUAGUACUCCAAUUACUCAAGCAGGUACUAAUGCUUCUGUUACUUUCAUUAAUGCUGGUAUUUACUAUUAUGGAUGCACAAAUCAUCCUGGAAUGGGUUCUAUAAUUAAUAUUCUUCAAACAACUACUUCUACAGUAUCACCUGGGAAUAUUGGUGAAAUUGAUACAUUAAAUGAGAAAUAUCAAGCACAAGCAUCAAUCGAAGCUCGUUGGGUGGUUCCAUCAUGUAAUUUCUUUUCAACUCUUUCGCCUCUUGAUCAAGAUACUUUGAAUCGUGGAAAAUCUGUGUCUCUUAGUACAUAUACCGAAACAAAUUGGCAUCCUCAAUUGUUCAUCGAAAAUACUCUAGGUGAUCUGAAAGAACAAAUAAGAUAUACUGCAAGAAAAACAUCGGAUUAUCAAGCCUGUAUAUGUGAACAUCGUGAUAUUAAAGGACUUUUUUGGGAAAAACUUGAAUUGAAUCAUUUUCCAUCUGAUAUUCAAGAAUUAUCAAUUUCUGUUGGUUCAAUGUUCUAUAAUGAUAGAGUAUUACUAAUGCCGGAUCCAUAUUAUCAUAGUGGAGUAAAUCGUGAAGCAUUCGUCGACCAACAAGAAUGGACAUUAUAUGAACAUAUAAAUGUACAACAACGUUUUAUUCGAGAAUCUUUUGAAACUAUUGAUGACGAUGAAAAUGGUGACAUAAAUUCAAAUGAAGGACGUAAACGUUCACUUGUGUCUGUAUCAUGUCAUGUAGCACGUCGUUCUGGUUAUUUUUAUUGGAAUGGUUACUGCUUGAUUUUUCUUAUUACUAUUUUUGGCUUUUGUGUCUUUUCAAUACCAGCUAAUCUCACACCAAAUCGUCUUGCUAUUGGAGCUACUUUACUUCUAACUUCAAUCACUUUUCGUUGGACAGUAAAUCGAUCUCUUGUAAGUAAAAAUUAUGUUUUUGAAACACAAUUAGUUUUAGCUCGUAAAAAAGUCCAAAAAAUAACAUUUUUUUUUGUAAAUGAAAAUGUUUUAAUUUUUUCUACAUUGAAAAAUUAUAAUGUCUAA